AUGCUCAAUUUCCGUAUUUGCUCCGAGCGACGAGAAACUAUAAGUAAAUUACCUGAUGCCGUUCCCGACGCGGCGCAAACGCCAGAAGCGGUUCCAAAUGGUAAUGGAGUUGCAUACAAAAAAAGCAUAACGCUCUCCGUGGAGCAGGGCAUGUCCAGCAAGAAGUCCAGCUACAUGAGCAUACAGAGUGAGAAGUCGACAUGCAGCUGCGGAAAGGACUCAGACAGCGAAGUGUUGGACGACAGAAAGAGCAGCGCGGGACGCAAGACUAUAUCGGACCUGAUGCAGAACAACGUGCGCACUAGUAUAGAUCUACAGUAUGACAAAUUUGAAAAGGAUGCCAAAUCAGUGUCACAAAUAAAGGCAGCGAUCAUGGCGAACGAUUUCUUGAAGAAUUUGAUGGAUGAGGAGCGGUUGAACGCGGUUGUAGAGGGGAUGAGUCCCCAGGAGUUCCCGGCGGGCAGCCUCAUGAUCCGGGAAGGCGAGAGUGGCAGCCACCUCUACGUCUCCGCCCACGGGAACUUUGAAGUCCUCAAGGGUGGACAAGUUGUUAAGAACUUCGGCCCCGGGGAAGCGUUUGGGGAACUCGCCAUAUUAUACAAAGCUAAACGUUUUGCUUCCAUCAGAUGUAUAACAGAAGCAAAAGUAUGGACCCUGGAGCGACGAGUUUUCCAGAAGAUAAUGGUGAGGAGUGGACGUCAGGAACAGGAGGACAACAUCCGAUUCCUGGCAUCCGUGCCUCUCUUGAGGGACAUCCACCCUAUAGAGCUCGCCAAGAUCUCUGACUUCCUAAAACGGGAGUUCUUCUCAACGGGAACAGCGGUGGUGAGGCAAGGUGACCGCGGCGACAAGUUCUACAUAAUCCGCGGUGGUACGGUUGCGGUAACAAAGCGCGAUGGUGACGGCGGCGAGAGGCGCGUGGGGGCGCUACGCCGCGGAGACUACUUCGGCGAACAAGCGCUGCUGCACGAAGACCGUCGUCUCGCCACUCUUGGUAAUCUAGAUGAGUUAAAGAAUGUACGACAUGCCGUGCCACGAGCUUCACAACAGAAGAAAAAUUCUGAAGUCAAAAGCGAGUACGAGUUUGUGGCACUUAAGGAUUUGGAGAUAAUCGGUACAUUGGGUGUGGGAGGGUUCGGUCGCGUGGAGCUGGUGCAGUACAAGCCGCGGCCGACGCUCACGUUCGCGCUCAAGUGCCUCAAGAAGGUGGACAUGGUGCAGCAGCAGCAGCAGGAGCAUGCCUACAACGAGAAGAACAUCAUGAUGACGUGUAACAGCCCAUUCGUCUGCAGGUUAUAUCAAACAUUCAAAGACAACAAAUUCAUAUAUUUCCUAAUGGAGCCGGUGCUGGGCGGCGACGUGUGGACAAUACUACAGAAGCAGAGGUAUUUCCCUGAGAACAUCGCGCGGUUUGUCGCCGCCUGCGUCGUCGAGGCUUUCCAGUACUUGCACUCAAAGGAUAUCAUAUACAGAGAUCUCAAACCCGAAAACUUGAUGCUGGAUAAAAACGGCUACAUUAAACUGGUCGAUUUCGGUUUCGCAAAACGGUUAUCCCAGAAUAGCAAGACAUGGACAUUCGCAGGCACUCCUGAGUACGUUGCACCUGAAAUUGUUUUAAACAAGGGUCACGACCGCGCGGUAGACUGCUGGGCGCUGGGCGUGCUGAUCCACGAGCUGCUGGUGGGCAAGCCGCCGUUCCGCGCGGCCGGCGGCGACCACAUGAAGACGUACACGCUCAUACUGCGCGGCAUCGACGCGGUCGCCUUCCACCCGCGCGUGCCCAAGUCCGCGCAGCUGCUGGUCCGCAAGCUGUGCCGCGCCGUGCCCGCCGAGCGCCUCGGGUACCUCAAGAAUGGCAUUGUUGACAUUAAAAAUCAUAAAUGGUUCCUAGGCUUCGACUGGGAUGGUCUCCGUGAGAAAAAACUGAAGGCUCCUCUCAUCCAGCCCGUCUCUAGCGAUUUCGACCUUAGCAACUUUGAGAAGUACCCCAAGGACAAACUACCACCAGAUGAAACCUCAGGCUGGGACAUUGACUUUUAAAACCAACGUAACUGCAUUUCAUUAUAUCCAUAUUUAUUUGUAUAUAAUUAUUAGAGAGAAAUACAAUAUUUUUACAACACAACAGUUUUUUUUUUAGAUUUGAUAGCAAAUAGCAACAUACAGAAAUAUCUAUAGAUAACUGUCGUCGUUCUACGCCUUCUAUAGUUAAUCUUCUUAUAAAGUUAAGCCUAGUCUACACAGCGGAUGACUGUACUCGACUUGUCAACUCUAUA
Messenger RNA from Papilio polytes (common Mormon), 2273 nucleotides. Its product is annotated as cGMP-dependent protein kinase, isozyme 1-like. Gene Ontology annotation, molecular function: cGMP-dependent protein kinase activity; ATP binding. The coding region runs from base 1 to 2040 and encodes 679 amino acids. NCBI's taxonomy places the organism in Eukaryota, Metazoa, Arthropoda, Insecta, Lepidoptera, Papilionidae. Gene Ontology annotation, biological process: protein phosphorylation. The transcript has 13 exons. The record is from RefSeq and is a predicted model, not a curated record.